Messenger RNA from Salvia miltiorrhiza (redroot sage), 2999 nucleotides. RefSeq names its product protein argonaute 2-like. Gene Ontology annotation, biological process: regulatory ncRNA-mediated post-transcriptional gene silencing. Lineage: Eukaryota; Viridiplantae; Streptophyta; Magnoliopsida; Lamiales; Lamiaceae. The coding region runs from base 108 to 2900 and encodes 930 amino acids. Gene Ontology annotation, molecular function: protein binding; RNA binding. Gene Ontology annotation, cellular component: cytoplasm. The transcript has 4 exons. The record is from RefSeq and is a predicted model, not a curated record.
AAAUUAGCUUACACUCAACGUAAAAACAGUUUUGCAACUUAACCCUGAGAGGGUCACUUGGAAUUUCGACGGUAGUCUUGAAUAAUUGUGCUACUGAUUCUCCUGCAAUGGACCGUGGCGGCAGCGAUCAGUGUCCGAGCGGCCACCGCCUCCGGCCACCUGCGCCCACCAAAUACAGGCCGCCGCACCUCCGGAACCCGCAGUCUAGCAGUUCCGGUGGUGACCCACCGCUUCAUCGGCAGGGUGUGGGGCGGUCUAGCGAGAUCGGCCCUCGUCCUUCUCCUCCCCAGCGAACUUCUCUACUUCCUUUAAAACGGCAGCCCCCCCAGCCCCUGUUGAGCUCACCACAAAACUCCGAGAACAGAAUUUUACCUGUCAGGCGGCCGGAGAGCAGGGGUAUUGUCGGAAGAUCAGUCAACCUACUAGUAAACCAUUUUCUUGUCAAAUUCAACCCAAGGGUCACAGUAUAUCAUUAUAGUUUGGAUAUCAGGCAAUUAGUAUCCCGUGGCAAAAGACCACCAAGAAAGUUGAGAAACAAGGCUGGACUGCGUUUGAUACUAAACAAACUCUUCCUUGAUGAUCAAGCGCGAUUUCCAGUUAAUCGGACUGCCUAUGACGGUGAAAAGAAUCUCUACAGUGCAGUUUCACUGCCCACUGGUCAAUUCAGAGUGGAGCUCUCUGGUGAAGACUUGUCUACUCAGACAUAUGUAGUUUCAAUCAAGAUAAUGAAUGAGCUGAAGCUUUCCAAGCUGGAAGACUAUUUGAGUGGCAAGGUGCCUUACGUGCCUCGUGAUAUAUUGCAAGGGAUGGAUAUGGUGAUGAAGGAGAAUCCUUCGAGGUAUAGGAUCUCCAUCGAUAGACACUUUUACCCUUCCAGUUUCAAGGUCGAAGAUGAUAUUGGGCGUGGUAUUGCAGCAUAUAGAGGCUUCCAAUCAACUUUACGGCCUACUGCCCAGGGCCUUGGGUUGUGCUUGGACUGCUCGGUUAUGGCAUGUCGCAAGCCGUUGCCAGUUGUAGAGUUCCUCAAGGAGCAUAUACCUGAAUUUGAUGGAGCAUUUCUUGAUGUGAACUUGAGACGAAGAGUUGCACAUGCUUUGAAAGGGUUAGCAGUUAGAGUAACUCAUCGUCUUACCAAACAGCUGUUCACUAUAGCUGGGUUGACUGCAAAAAGUACCCGUGAUCUUUGGUUUGAUUUUGUUGACCCGAAAGGAAAGGAUCCGACUGUCAAAGUCAGUCUUGUGCAAUAUUUCAGGGAGAAAUAUGAUAAGGAGAUUGUUUACCAGGAGAUCCCUUGCUUGAUUCUUGGCAGAAAUAAUCGGACAAAUCAUGUUCCAAUGGAAUUCUGUAUCUUGACCGAGGGACAAAGGUACAGAAGAGAGCUUUUGGAUGAAUCCCGACAGGAGAAAAUGGAAGAAAAAUGUUUGGCUCGGCCACCAGAAAGGAGAAAAACAAUCAGUGAGAUGAUGCAAGAUCAUGAUGGACCCUGUGGAGAUGCCACUCGAAAUUUUGGACUUCAAGUUGAGAAGAACAUGACAUCUGUUGAAGGCAGGAUAAUUGGCCCACCCGACUUGAAGCUGGGUGCUGCUGAUGUAGUAAGAGUUGAAAACGAGAAACGCCAGUGGAACCUGGCUGAGAGCUCUGUCGUGGAAGGAAAACGAAUUGAUAGAUGGGCCUUGAUUGAUUUCAGCUCUUCUGAUUUUCCAAAGCUCAGAGCAAAAGAUUUCAUCACCAAUCUGAGAAAUCGAUCCAAGAGUUUAGGAAUCGUUAUGGAAGAGCCUUUACUCUGCCAUUUCACUGGCAUGCGGGACUUCUCUUCAGUGAGCAGACUGGAAGAACUUCUCAGGAGCGUUGUGCAGGAAGGUAGCAAAAAAUGUUGGAACAAAUUACAAAUAGUAAUUUGUGUCAUGGCUGAGAAGCACCAUGGAUAUAAAUACCUUAAAUGGGUGUCUGAGACGCGGAUAGGCGUUGUAACUCAGUGUUGCUUGUCCAACCACGCAAACAGAGGAGAUGACCAGUUUCUUGGAAACCUCUGUCUCAAAAUAAACGCGAAGCUUGGAGGAAGCAACGUGGAGCUCAUUCAGAGACUUCCUCAUUUUGAAGAGGACGAUCAUGUUAUGUUCAUUGGUGCUGAUGUUAAUCAUCCAGUCUCAAAGAAAUCAACGACUCCAUCUAUAGCUGCCGUUGUCUCCACAGUCAACUGGCCUGCUGUGAAUCGCUACGCUGCAAGAGUUUUGCCUCAAGACCACAGAACUGAGAAGAUUCUGGACUUUGGGUCCAUGUGCAGGGAUCUCGUCAACACUUAUUAUCGUCUCAACAAGGUUAAACCUAAGAAAAUCGUGGUUUUUCGUGAUGGAGUGAGUGAGGGACAGUUUGAUAUGGUUCUCAAUGAGGAGCUAUCCGCCUUGAAGAAGGCUGUGUUCGACGAUCAUUACCAGCCAAGAAUCACCCUAGUCGUGGCUCAGAAGAGACACCAGACUCGUCUCUUUCUUGAGAAUCCGGGAGACGGGGGCGCUACCGGGAACGUGCCUCCUGGAACGGUUGUUGAUACAAAGAUCGUUCAUCCGUUCGAGUUUGAUUUCUACCUCUGCAGUCACUACGGGCGAAUCGGGACGAGCAAGGCAGUACGCUACUGUGUGCUGUGGGAUGAAAAUUCCUUCACAUCCGACCAACUGCAGAAGCUUAUAUACAACCUGUGCUUCACGUUUGCGCGCAGCACAAGACCGGUGUCGCUUGUUCCGCCAGUUUACUAUGCUGACCUUGUAGCCUACCGCGGCCGCCUCUUUCAAGAAGCGGCCAAGGAGUUCCAUUCUCAUUCCAUUCCUCCGUCGAAGCCUCACACUUUCGAUCUAAGUUUCUACAAACUCCACCCUGAUCUUCAGAACAUCAUGUUUUUCGUUUGAUGUGUUUGUAGAGUUUGUGUGUGAAUCUAAAUAUAUGUCAUCACACCAACACGAAAAGAGAAGAAGAAUCAUGAGUAAUCCGAGUAUGAUUUUUCGUUA